Molecule: messenger RNA, 892 nt
Organism: Phytomonas sp. Hart1
Lineage: Eukaryota; Euglenozoa; Kinetoplastea; Trypanosomatida; Trypanosomatidae
Source: the annotation of a GenBank genome assembly
GAAAUUCUCUAGAUUUUCAAUUUUGGUAGCAUUUCAAGCAGUAGCUUUCUGGUGAUUUACACUGAUGUUGGUUCGUGUUGGCACGUGUAUGCUCCCGUUUUCAUGCAAGACACUCAAUCGGAGGUACCUCCCCUCCCUAUCUACCCUUCUACGAUUUUACACGUCUAAUUCAAAUGGACCGGUAGGCGCACCACCAACAUCAUCACCCUUGUCUGUUGAGCAAUCGCGCCCGCCCCCUUCAAAGAAGCGAGAUUCUAUAAACAGUGUAACCUUGGUUGGCGUUGCACACGACAUCCAAACAGGGUAUGUCUUUGAGGACGCUGUCACUCAGUUUACACUCACAACUACCAGCCUCGAUACCACAAACCCCACUCAGGAGUGUGUCGUGGAAAAAGAUCACCACACAAUCCGCUGCUUUGGUGACAUUUUCUCGCAAGAAAUCAAAACUAAGCUGAAGGAGGGUAACAUUGUGUGUGUGAAUGGGCGCCUGCGAUUGAACCCACAGUUGGAGCCCGCAUGCAAUAAGUACUUUUACUUUCCUUUUAUUCACGUGCAACCCCCUAAUGGCCAGGUUAUGGUGGUGUACGGUGACCGCCGUGCACCUCCUUCUCUGGUGGAAGCGUCGAGCGGGGAAAUCCAAUCUAACUCUUCGGAGGAAAGCAAGUGAGAGAAUCAUUACGUAAUAGGGUUAUUUCUAACGUUUAUUGUGGACUACUUUCUGGUUUCCUAUUGUUGUUAAGGGAUUGAUUCUAUUCGCAUAUAUUUAAUCUAAUAGACGUCUGUAAUGAAGUUUACUAUUUGUUACAUUUAUCCUAUGAUUUUCUCUUUUCAGCAUUUUACCCGUUUUUUUUCAUCCAUGUCUGCAUAAGGGAGUAUUUUUUUGAUAAAAAAA